GAUUUCAGAUCGGAAGUCUUCGGCGGUUUCUUAGGGUGAUGCCCGGGCGCACCGGUCCCACCCUCGACAUGGACCCGUUCCUGGUGCUGCUGCACUCGGUGUCCCGCCACCUGUCUACCGGCGAGCUGGCGGACCUCAAGUUCCUGUGCCGCGGGCGCGUGGCCAAGCGGAAACUGGAGUGCGUGCAGAGCGGCCUGGACCUGUUCUCGGUGCUGCUGGAGCAGGGCGACCUGGAACGCGAGCGCCCCGGACUGCUGCGCGAGCUGCUGGCCUCGCUGCGCCGCCACGACCUACUGCAGCUGCUGGACGACUACGAGGCCGGGGCGGCGGUCGGGGCCGCGCCGGGGGAGGCAGACCUACGUGUGGCCUUUGACAUCGUGUGUGACAGUGUGGGGAGAGACUGGAAAAAACUAGCCCGCCAGCUGAAACUGUCGGAGGCCAAGAUGGAUGGGAUCGAGGAGCGGUAUCCCCGAAGCCUGAGCGAGCGGGUGAGGGAGGCACUGAGAGUCUGGAAGAACGUAGAGCAGGAGAAGGCCACGGUGGCCCGGCUGAUGGAAGCACUGCGCACCUGUCAGCUGAACCUUGUGGCCGACCUGGUAGAGGAGGCACAGCAGGCUCAGGGGUCUGUGAGUGGGCAUGGGGAAGUGUCCACAAUGCUGUGGGAGUCAGCUGUGACCUCAGAAGCGCCUUGACACGCCCACUGCUCCCUGAAGGAGCCUUAUCUGCUUGUUUUUUCUCCGUGAUCGGUGGGCCUUCCAUGCCCAGAACCGUGAAGACAUGUCAACAGAGGCAGACUGGUACCCCUCACACAGCAUCUGAGCCAUUCCAGAUCCUUCCUGGUGCUUCACAGGGAGAGACUAGCUCUCAGAGUAGGGGAGCCACAGGAUCCCCCCCAGUCAGCCCGCCUGCCUUGUCCUGGAGUCCACACGUCCAAACAGUUCCUCGCCCUAGGAAGUGGUGCCUGGGAAUUCUUGGCACACCAGCUCCUUCGAGGAGUGUGACUCUAAAGUUCACUGUUCUAUAUCAAAACCAUCAUCUACCUGAUAAACUGGGAUUUAAAGGGCAGACCACCUGCUUCCAAAGUGGUCUUUAAGCCUCAGGCUGAGUAGUGGCUCACCUAUGAUCCCAGCACUUGGGAGUCAGGAGGAUGAGACCCAGCCUCAAAAAAAAAAAAGCAAGCAAGUGCCUUUACCCUGGAGACCCCGAGUCACAAAGAAUGUGUAUUGUGUUAAGAACCCAAGUACUCGGGAGCCCCUGCAGCCCAGGGUCUUUGCAGCCCUGGUUGUCCAUGUUGGUAGAGUGCUGCAGGGUCUGUUGACUGCCUUCCCACCAGCAGGGGGCACUGCCCGCCACCAGCAGGACCUUGAGAACCUUGUGGGUGCUACGCUGAACCACCUUGGCUUGCUGAGGUCUUAGCUCAAGCCACGUAGGGCAUUGCACAUUGAACUAGUGACCCAGCCGACCUGCGCUCCCUCCCAUCACCCAGGGAGGAGGUAGACCAGCCCCUGGCAGCCUUGCCAGAGAGCAUGGUGGUGGGAGUUUGCACAAGACACCAUCCCUAGAAGGUAGCCCCCAGGGUCAGGCAGAGAGGACUGGCCAGCCAGCCCCUCAGCCCAUUCACUGAGCACACACAUGGGUCCACUCUGCAGGUAGGCCAUAGCCUACACACAGGGCGCUCAGGCCCAAA
Molecule: messenger RNA, 1687 nt
Organism: Nannospalax galili (Upper Galilee mountains blind mole rat)
Lineage: Eukaryota; Metazoa; Chordata; Mammalia; Rodentia; Spalacidae
Gene: Fadd
Product: Fas associated via death domain
Exons: 2
Coding region: 39-692 (217 amino acids)
Biological process (GO): regulation of apoptotic process; signal transduction
Molecular function (GO): protein binding
Source: RefSeq, a predicted model, not a curated record